Lucilia cuprina (Australian sheep blowfly) is the source of this 3275-nucleotide messenger RNA. It is a transcript of the gene Gnf1, whose product is annotated as replication factor C subunit 1. Gene Ontology annotation, molecular function: DNA binding; ATP hydrolysis activity; ATP binding. Bases 109 to 3183 code for a protein of 1024 amino acids. The record is from RefSeq and is a predicted model, not a curated record. Lineage: Eukaryota; Metazoa; Arthropoda; Insecta; Diptera; Calliphoridae. Gene Ontology annotation, biological process: DNA repair; DNA replication. The transcript is spliced from 9 exons. Gene Ontology annotation, cellular component: DNA replication factor C complex; nucleus.
UCGGCGCAGGGCUCUGCUGACAAAUUGCGCGAAGAAAACAUACAUAAUUCUUCUUCACACAAGAAAAAAUUGAUUUUUAAAUUAAAUUUUGCACAAAUUAACGAAAAAAUGCAGCCUACUAUAGCUUCAUUUUUUCAAAAAGCCUCUGCUUCUAAUGGCAACAGUCAUAAAUCUAAAGAAACCAAACCGGCGGAAUCAAAAAAACGUAAAGCUUGUGUUAUAUCCAGUGAUGAAGAUGAUGAUGAUGUUAUACCCGCCUCACCGCAAGUCAACAAGUCGAGAGAUGCCAAAAAAUCUAAGGUUGAAAAAGAAGCCACCACUUCGUCGCCUCCCAAUAGAAAAAAACCCAAACUAAAUAAACUAAAAUCAUCACCAAAAAAAGACUCAGCUAUCAAACCGGUAGAUCCCAUGUCUCUAUUUGGUGGUGAAACUAAACGUGUUGAAGCUAAAAAGCCACCCAAACCUAAGGAGAAAGCUUUACUCGAAUUCGAAGACAAUGAAAUCGAUGAGAGUCUCAUGGAAAUCGAUUUGGAUGAAAGUGUUAUAGAAACUCGCAAAGAGGAGUCAAGUGUUAAGGAUAAAAGCAAGAAAUCGGAUAACAAACACAAAGAAGAAGCGAAAAAAUCACCCGAAGAGAAAAAGGAAUUGUCUUCGAAGAAAGAGGAGAAAUCUACUCCAAAGCAAACAAGUAAAAUGGAGAAGCCAAAGAAACAUUCACCUAAAGAUGAAGAUGAGGAAGAAGAUAAACCCAAAAAGAAGAAAACCAAGGAAAAACAUCAAGAUUUAGAAUCGAGUGUCCUUUCGGAUGAAGAACGUCAUGAACGUAAACGUAUGACAGCCAUGUUGUAUCAGAAAUAUAAAAAUCGUUCAACUGUUAUUAAUCCGGGAUGCAAAGAAGUUCCAAAGGGUAAACCUAAUUGUUUGGCCGGUUUAACUUUCCUUAUCACUGGUGUACUCGAAUCUCUAGAACGUGAUGAAGCUGCUUCAAUUAUUAAGGAAUAUGGAGGCAAAACUAUGACAGUCGUGGGUAAACGUUUAAAUUAUCUAAUAGUGGGUGAAGAUUCUGGACCCAAAAAACUAGCACAAGCCGAAGAGUUUGGUGUUAAAAUUAUCAGUGAAGAUGAUUUCUUAAAUUUAAUACGUGAAAAAUCAGGUCUUAAAAAACUUGAAGAUAAUGACACAAGUAUUAGAGAGGAUGAUGAAAAGCCCUCCUCCACUAGUCCCAAACAAAAGCAUAAGGAACACAAAGAGAAGAUGGAAAUUAAAAAAGAAAAAGAGUCACCUACUGAAAAGAAACCAAAAUUGGAUGAAUUAAAUAAUAAUCUCAAGACACAUAAAAUUAAGACAGAAUUGGAAGAAAAGAAAACAGAAAUCAAACAAGAAGUGAUAAUUAAGAAGGAAGCAGAAGUUAAACAAGAAUUCCCCAGACCACCGCCAGUAACAGAAGAUAUGAUGGCCUGGGUGGAUAAAUAUAAACCGGCCUCGGUUAAAGAUAUUAUAGGGCAACAGGGGGCCGCUAGUAAUGUAGCCAAAUUAACUAAUUGGCUUUCAAAAUGGUAUAUUAAUCAUGAUGGCAAAAAGAAAUUACAAAAACCCAAUCCUUGGGCCAAAAAUGAUGAUGGCAGUUUUUAUAAGGCAGCUUUGCUGUCCGGACCGCCAGGCAUUGGUAAAACUACCACCGCCACUUUAGUGUGCAAGGAAUUGGGUUUUGAUGCUGUAGAAUUUAAUGCCUCCGAUACACGCAGCAAACGUCUACUAAAAGAAGAAGUCUCCGAAUUACUUUCCAAUAAAUCUCUCUACGGCUAUUUCCAUGGCAAUAGCCAGGCGGUUACUAAAAAACAUGUUCUUAUUAUGGAUGAGGUAGACGGUAUGGCUGGUAAUGAAGAUCGUGGUGGUAUACACGAAUUAAUAGGUCUCAUUAAGGAGUCCUCUGUGCCCAUUAUAUGCAUGUGUAAUGAUCGUAAUCAUCAGAAAAUGCGUUCACUUGUGAACUAUUGCUAUGAUUUACGCUUCAAUCGUCCUCAGUUGAAACAAAUCAAGGGUCGUAUUAUGAGUAUUUGUGCCAAAGAAAAUAUUAAAUUAGAUUCGGGUAAAAUUGAUGAAAUCAUUGCUGCCACCAAUAAUGAUAUAAGACAAUCGAUAAAUCAUAUAUCACUGCUAAGUGCAGGCAAGGAUCUGAAUUUGGCCUCCGAUAAAGAAUCUACAAAAUAUGGUGAGAAAACUGCUGAAAAAGAUUUGAAAAUGGGUCCUUGGGAAGUGGUACGCAAGGUGUUCUCAGCUGAUGAACAUAAAACCAUGUCAUUUAAUGAUAAAUGUGAUUUAUUCUUUCACGAUUACAGUUUGUCUCCCCUGUUUGUACAGCAAAAUUAUUUGAUUGUUAGUCCCUCAGGAUCCAAAUCUGAAGUUCCUAAAAAAGUAGCUUUAACUGCCGAUGCUUUAAGUUUGGGUGAUUUGGUAGACAAAAAGAUACGUUCUAGUUCCGCCUGGGCACUUCUACCCACCCAGGCCAUUUUCAGCUCCGUAAUGCCGGGUGAAUAUAUGAGCGGUCAUAUAACGGGACAAAUAAACUUUCCCGGCUGGCUGGGAAAAAAUUCUCGUUCUACUAAACGUUGUCGUUUGGCUCAAGAAAUUCAUGAUCAUACUCGUUUAAGAACAUCCGGUUCACGUCUUUCCGUGCGCCUAGAUUAUGCUCCAUUUUUGCUUAAUAAAAUUGUUAAACCUUUGGUGGACAAAGGUUUAGAUGGCAUAGAAGAGUCACUAGCUACUCUUAAAGAAUAUCACCUUUUGCGUGAAGAUAUUGAUAGUUUGAUUGAAUUAACUACAUGGCCGGGUAAAAAGGGUGCCAUGGACAAGGUAGAUGGCAAGGUAAAGGCUGCCCUAACAAGAGCCUACAAUAAAGAGGUAUUGGCCUAUACUUACUCAGCUACAGCAGGUGUUAAAAAGAAGCGUGCUGAGGCAUCUGAUGAUAUGGAUCAAUUGGCUAUGGAGGAGGGAGAAGAAGGUUCUAAUGCAAAUAUAGAAUCUGAAGAUGAAAAAGAUGAUGAUUUGGAAAAUGAUGCUUUAAUUAAGGCUAAAAAGAAGACUGCAGCAUCAACUACUAAAGCUUCCACUUCAAAAGCAGCAGCAGCAGGAAAAAAGGCUACCACUAGCAAACCUAAAGCUGCAGCUAAACCUAAAAAAUAAGUUAUUCUUUUAUAUACUAUAAGCACGUUUAAGUUUUGUUGUAUUAUGUCUAUAAUUAUAACAGAAUGAAUAAAAAUUUAUUUGUAAUGAAA